This is a messenger RNA of Monodelphis domestica (gray short-tailed opossum), 3181 nucleotides long. RefSeq names its product SH2 domain containing 1B (gene SH2D1B). NCBI's taxonomy places the organism in Eukaryota, Metazoa, Chordata, Mammalia, Didelphimorphia, Didelphidae. Gene Ontology annotation, biological process: regulation of signal transduction; regulation of immune response. The record is from RefSeq and is a predicted model, not a curated record.
ACUUGACAAGUAAAAUUUUAUUAUUUUUUAUUUAUUUUUGUCAAUUUAGAUUCAUAAAAUUGACAAAAAUAAAUAAAAAAUAAUUAGAAUCAUAAAUUGAAAGGAAACUUCGAGGUCUUGUAUUCAAGUUCAGAUUCUGUCUCAGCCUUUUACUAGUUGGGGUAGCCUGUUCAAGCCACUUAACACCUCUAGACAUCAGUUUCCUCAUCUGUAAAAUUAAGAGGCUUGGAUCAGAUGACUUCUAAGAUCUAUUUCAGCUCUAAAUCUGUGAUCCUCUGAUGAUUUGUCUAUAACAGCUAUGCACAAAGUAUCCCAUAAUGUUCUAAUGACAGAAUAACAGUGAUUUCUGGGAAUGAGUAUGAGCAAGGAGAAGGAUAUGGUCAUUAGUAGCCAUGGCUGUUCUGGUAUCCUUGGCCUUUGUGAUUCUCUCCCCAGGGUCAAAACCCUCCAACCACAUACUGAACAAUAAAGAAGCAUUUUAGAGUUCUAUGAUUGAUUUUUUUUUUAUAAGUCAACACAGUCUAUUCUUUAGAGCUAUUUAUUUGCUAAAAUCUUAUGAAAUCUUUUCCUGUAUGACAAAGUAGUGGUCACUUUAUCACCCUUAGUUUCUGCAUUUCCUGUAUCAGGCCAGUUUUCACCCUCCUCAAAUUCAGUUCACACGUACAUACACAGUUGCUGUUAUACAUCUGAGACUUUUCAGGUGCCUGCUUCAAAACUUUUUGUAGGGUCAACGCUCCUUGCCGCAGAGACCACCAAGCUCCUUUCAUGGACCUACCCUUUUACCAUGGCCCUCUGUCUAAACGAGCCUGUGAGAGAUUAUUGCUCCAAGAAGGGAAAGAUGGCAAAUUUCUCCUAAGGGACAGUGAGUCGCUGCCAGGAGUCCUGUGCCUCUGUGUCUUGUUUCAUAAGAAGAUCUACACAUACCGAAUCAGAAGAGAAAAAUAUGGAUACUACACCAUAGAGACAGCAGAAGGUGUCAGAAGGGAAUUAUUUCCAAAUCUAAAUGAACUCAUCUCCAAAUACCAGAAACCAAAUCAAGGACUAGUGAUUCGUCUCUGUUACCCAGUAGAGAAAAACAAUGUAUAUCAGAGUAGUACCAAUCUACAGGCUGCUUCAGUUUAUGCAAAUUCCAGUAGUGACGAUUAUGUGGAACCUUUGCCUUGAAUUCUAACUAAGUGAGCAUGAAGAAAGGCAACCUACAAACAACUUGGCAGCGUAUAGGAUAAAGUCUCACAAACCUCAAGGAUUCGCAGCUCCUCCUGAAAUCUGAACAAUCACCUUCCAGCACUGAACUCUGACCUUCCUACCAAUCAGAGAACUGGGCAGUCCAUGGUGGUUAACUUUGCCUUUUUAUACAGUUAAGCUAAAAGAAAGGAAACUCUACCUGUAUACCAGAAAUAGAAAUGUAACCUCAAAACUCUGUCCCCUCCACCCCAAGAAAAUCUGCCCAGGAUCCCUGCAAUGCUAAAAUGGGUAGCCAGAGUUCAUCCUGAGAGUUUAAAACAGAAUGAUGGCCAAAAUAGCCCUCCUCCAUCCUUAUAUACCCCCGAGUCCUCACGAAUAAUAUAAGGCCCUUGAAAACUCUGAUCUUAGAACUCGGACCCUGGAGCCCCAGAAUCAGUGUAGUUAUUUUGUUGUUUAAAAAAAAAAAACUCUUACCUUCUGCCUUAGAAUCAAUACUCUGUAUUAGUUCCAAGGCAGAAGAGUGAUAAGGACUGGGCAAUGGGAGUUCAGUGACUUGCCCAGGGUCACACAGCUAGGAAGUAUCUGAGACUGGAUUUGAACCCAGGACCUCUUGUCUAUAGGCUUGGUUAUCAAUCCAAUGAGCCAGAAGCUCCCUUAGUGUGGUUAUUUUUAAGAAUUCAAAUGUGAUAAAGAUUGUCCCAUUCUUUCAUAUAGUCCAACAUUCUCUAUUGCCAGACCAUUCAAGAGAAAUCCAUCCCAAAUGUGAAGAUGGGAUUAACUCUUCCUUGCCCAUUUUUUUAUUUAUAUACCCCCACUUAUCCUUAAGUGUGGAGAGGUCUGUGACCCAUGUGUGCAAUAGUGGGUGAUGAAUCAGAAUUGACUGACUGACCUCUGGGCAGUCGUAAGCAAAGCUAAAAGCUGUCAUUGGUCCACAUAAAGUAGAAGGAAAGCACAGGAAGUGAUGAAAGCAAGGGUCUUUAAAAGUGGCAAGAACUUCCUAUGACCAGCUCUUUCACCUUCAACUUGAUAUUGAAGGAGCUUCAGCUUGGGACUUGGGACUGCUCUUAAAUUUUCCCUUAGGACUACCACAUGUGAUGAGUGAAAAAGACUGAUUCCUUUUCUUGGUUUUCCUGGAGGUACUAACCUCUGUAGAGGCACCUCAUCUUGGAGGAGGCCUCAUGGCUAGCACCCUUGUUUAAUUUACCUUGGGGCCCCCUUUGCUAGGGCCUCUCAAGCCCUGCCUAGUUCAGACCAGGCCAGAGUAAUUACCUACUCUCUCUCUCUCUCUCUCUCUCUCUCUCUCUGAUUUUCCUACUUUUACUCUUUCUCCUUUUGUAUCAUAAAAUGUCAUUCUGACUUGAGUAACAAUUUCUGGUGACUACACUCAUAUCCAACCCUUUAAUAUUUUACCCCUUGCACAAAGCAGUCAAUUAAGCUUUUUUUUUUUUAAAUGCAUUGGGGGUUAAGUGACUUGCCCAGGGUCACACAGCUGGGAAGUGUCUGAGACCAGAUUUGAACCUAGGACCUCCCAUCUCUAGGCCUGGCUCUCAAUCUACUGAGCUACCCAGCUGCCCCCUCAGUUAAGCUUUAAAGGUAAUGUAAAUAACAAGAAAGGAAACAGAAUCAUCCUCUGCCUUCCCUAUACAAUUAAGAAAAAUCCUUUGGUUCCUUGCAUGAUCCAGGGGUAUCUAAAUCCCUUCUUAAUUCCUACUAAUAAUUCCAGUGUGGAAGAAGGACAAAAGUGCUCCUGAGCCCAUCAUCCUUUGUUAGGGUUUGAGAAGGUCUAUCUCUGGGAAUUUUAUGGAUGGGUCUCAGGGUAGGCUUAGAGAACUGCUGAAGGCAAGGGUCAGGCUAGAGCUACAUGGCAUUUCUUGCCUUAAUUCCAACUCUUUUACUAGGUUAAAUUUACUAUGUUUGUAAAAAAUGAUUAAAUCUCAUGUACAGUCCUCUUUUCUGUUCCUUAUAUAUUGAUGCAUUAUUCAUGUUUGUUGAUGUC